This is a messenger RNA of Ostrinia furnacalis (Asian corn borer), 1307 nucleotides long. RefSeq names its product lysosomal alpha-glucosidase-like. Lineage: Eukaryota; Metazoa; Arthropoda; Insecta; Lepidoptera; Crambidae. The record is from RefSeq and is a predicted model, not a curated record. Bases 1 to 1275 code for a protein of 424 amino acids. Gene Ontology annotation, biological process: carbohydrate metabolic process. The transcript is spliced from 10 exons. Gene Ontology annotation, molecular function: alpha-1,4-glucosidase activity.
AUGGCUUCAAUUUUUUUUUUUUUUUUUUUGGCCUCCUCGACGCGCCGCCCUACUGGUCGCUCGGCUUCCAUCUGUGCAAGGGUCAUUGGACGAAAUUCUACGUGCUCGGCGCCCGGACUAUAUUCAACCUACCGCGCUAUCGGGGGUGUUCUGAACUUCUUCGUCGUACGUUCGCCGCCCUACUGGUCGCUCGGCUUCCACCUGUGCAAAUACAACUAUCUGUCGCUGAACACGACACGAAACGUUUGGAAAGCCAAUAGAGACGCGGGUAUUCCCUUUGACGUGCAAUGGAACGACCUCGACUACAUGAAGGAUGCGAACGACUUCACAUACGAUACAGUCGCGUACGCCGGCCUGCCAGAAUUCGUGGACGAACUGCAUAAGGAGGGCAUGCAUUAUGUUAUGCUUUUGGAUCCUGGUAUAAGUGCAUCGGAAAAACCCGGCUCCUACCCGCCAUACGACAAGGGCAUAGAAAUGGAUGUGUUCAUCAAGAAUGGCACUAACCAACCGUUUGUUGGGAAGGUAUGGAACCGAGAAAGCACGGUGUACCCAGACUUCACCCACCCGAACGGGACUCAGUUCUGGGUGGAUAUGAUGACAGAUUUCCAUAAGAAGGUCAAAUACGACGGCGCGUGGAUCGACAUGAACGAGCCAUCGAACUUCGUGGAUGGUAUCAAGGAAGGCCACUGCUCCGACGAGGAAUUACCUUACAAGCCGCACACACCGGACCCGUAUCUGCGAGCUCAUACGCUAUGCAUCGACGCCAAGCAAUACUCCGGCCCGCACUAUGAUAUGCACAAUUUGUAUGGGCUGACUGAAGCUAUCGCGACGAAUUUCGCGCUAAGCGACAUCCGCGGCAAGCGUCCGUUCAUAAUCUCGCGCUCUACGUUCGUUGGCUCGGGCAAGUUCACCGGCCACUGGAGCGGCGAUAUUGCCAGCGAAUGGCAUGACAUGCGGAUGACUAUACCUGAGCUGCUGAACUUCAACUUAUUCGCCAUCCCGAUGAUGGGAGCCGACAUUUGCGGCUUCCGUGGGAAUACAACUGUGGAACUUUGCCGGCGCUGGAUGCAGCUGGGAGCUUUCUAUCCCUUCUCACGGAAUCACAACUCAGACAGCUCUAGUCCACAAGACCCAGUGAGCUUGGGCCCGUCAGUAGUGUCGGCGAGCCGAACCGCGCUAAGACUGCGUUACGCGCUGCUACCGUAUUACUACACGCUGUUCUUCGCUGCCCACGUGUAUGGGGAGCCUGUUAUAAGGCCCGUUUUCUUUGUGUGAGUAUAAUAAGGCUACUUCUUUUACUACAAAAC